This is a messenger RNA of Acaulospora morrowiae, 1152 nucleotides long. The record is from the annotation of a GenBank genome assembly. Lineage: Eukaryota; Fungi; Glomeromycota; Glomeromycetes; Diversisporales; Acaulosporaceae.
AUGCCGGCUUCCCUAAAACACUCCUCCCCUAAUUCUACUACAAAAUACCAUAAACUCUCUGGUCCGCACUCCUUCACCGACUCCAAACAUUCUACUCGCCUUGAACGCUUUUUCCUUAUCUCAGCAGUUAGUCACUUUAAACUUACCACAAACGCGUGGUACCGGACUCAUGGUUAUCACUCGCCUUUUGACAUUUGGCUGGUGUUUCUGUGGACUAUCAUAGUUACUCUCACCACCGGAUAUUUUGGGUUUUCACUUAAAUUUAUUGUAGAUGAAAAUUACUAUGAACAAGAUGUAUCGUAUAGCAUGCAGGGAUCUAAGUUGUUAUGGGGUUUCCUAGGUUUUUUAACCGUUCUUGUUUCAGUUCUCACUUGUCUGAAGGUCUCAUUUACCGAUACGACGGAUAAGAAAGUGAUGAGAGAAAGCAGGGAGAGAGACAUGACUUACAUGAAGACAAAAGGAAUGCCAGUUGUUGUGGAUGGCUGGUGUGGAAUUUGUAGAUUCAAAGUGGGAUGGGGAACAAGACACUGUAAAUUUUGUAAUAAGUGUGUACAAGGUUUCGAUCAUCAUUGUCGAUGGCUGAAUUGCUGCAUCGCGGAAUCCAACUAUCGGUACGAUGAAUUCCGAACAUUUGUGACAUUUUUAAUAUCAUCUCUAUUGGCGUCAAUAAUGAGCCUUUGGCUAGCUGUGCGUGCCUUUAACGUAUACCUGGAUUCUGAAGAUAUUUACAAGAUGAACGUGCGUUUAAUCAUUUCACCUUUAGUCCCAAAUAUUAUGAUUUUUGGACUUUUCAUAAAUAUUAUAUUGGUACUCAUUAGCUUAGGAGUUGUUCUGUUUCUCAGUUAUUUGUUAUUUUUUCACGCGAGACUAUAUCUAAUGGAUAUGACGACUAUAGAAUAUUUAAAUCACCAACAGCAAAGGAAAUAUUACAGUGAUCACUAUGAGGAUGAAGAAGAUGAGAAUCCGUGGAGAAGACCGUAUUAUCCGAAUCCAUGGAGAAGAAGAUUUAUGAGAGCUGUAAGGAUGAUUUGUACGCUGUCAAGAUGUUGCACAAAGAGUAGGAAUAGGAGAAAAGAUGAGGAAUUCGAUGCGUUUGACGUUGAUCGCUCGGCACCAUUUGCAGCAACCUUUCAUGUUACACGCAAAUACUAA